This is a messenger RNA of Coprinopsis cinerea okayama7#130, 2970 nucleotides long. Its product is annotated as oxidation resistance protein 1. NCBI's taxonomy places the organism in Eukaryota, Fungi, Basidiomycota, Agaricomycetes, Agaricales, Psathyrellaceae. The transcript is spliced from 6 exons. Gene Ontology annotation, biological process: response to oxidative stress. Bases 1 to 2970 code for a protein of 989 amino acids. The record is from RefSeq and is a predicted model, not a curated record. Gene Ontology annotation, cellular component: nucleus.
AUGGCCUCUGGUCCGCCUUACUCUUGUCAAACCUCUGAAUCCACCGAUCGCACUCCAGGUACAACCCAACUCGACCAUGAAUCUACAUACGCGCCCCUCUUCAACCCAUCCACACCACCUGCUUCCCCUAUCCUCAAGCCUGUCGAUCUGCCCGCAGAUACCUGUGACAGCUCGGAAUUCACUUCUGUACCAACCUCCGACCCUACAGAAGCACACAGCGACUCCGAAUUUGGCUCAUUCGUAGACGGAAAUGCGGCCUUGCCUCCAAGCCCGCCAUCUCAAUCGCCAACCCCGCUGAUUCUGGCCCCUUCGCCAGUCGUUGCAAAUGAAGACGUCGAGAAUCCACCAGGUCCUCCAGCGGCGGAAACAGGCCCAGCUGCGGUUGCUCAGUCAUCCUCUAAACCGUCUUUUGCUGACCCGCUUACCUCUUCUACAUUUACCGCGUUCCCGAAACCUCCGCAGACGCCGACAAAACCCACUUCAACCAACCCGCUGCUUUCACCGCUCGCAUCCCCCCUCGUUCCCCAGCCACGUUCGGGAGUGCGCCCAGCCCAGAUGAACAGCAACCUCGUUGAUGAGAUCAUGAAAUACGAGAAGAACCCUCUUUCUCUGUUCAGCCAAUCAACGAAGCCAGCAGAAGAACAAGAAGACCUUGAUGUAACGACCCCUACGACCCGAACGAGCCUCACGACCUCUGCUCCAUCGACCUCUGCAACAAUCGGCACACAAAUGCAAGACCCCCUCCCAUCUCAUACCUCAGCCGCCCCAACGCUCGACUCGUUCGACCCACUGUCAAACGCAAGCUCAUCCAAUCCACAAUCUCAACCUCCCCCAGUUCAACCUAUGACCGUCGCACUCCCAUCCUCUUCCAGUGCAUCGAAGAAACCCGCACCCCCGACGCUAUCGGGUCGAGAGCCUGCCGAGGCAAUACCGAUAGUUACCACCCCAGCUGCUGUCGUCUCUGAAGCUAAAAAGGGCCUUUCUACAACAUCGGGACCUUCGGUUCCCCUGCCUCAAACUUCCACGACAGCUCAAGAUGCGACCACCGCGGCCUCUGGAACUCCAAACCCGUCCCACUCGCCGACCUGGUCGUUCCGCUCCCUCCUCAGCUCCGGCUUCUCCUCACCUACAUCAUCCAGAGCCCAUACUCGAGCGCCAUCCUUACAAGGGAUCUCAUUCGGGGGUUACGAUCAACCAAGAAUCGCCCAGUCUUUACCUACGCCCCAUCCACUCGAUCUUCCUACCCCUGUGAACAUACCUCGUGCCGAAGGAGAUGCAACCCAUUGGCGAGACGAAGACGGGGACGGUGAUGAGCAUGGUGAAAUGAUGCAUCCACGACGGGCGUCGAGCUUCAACACUCUGGGUAGUUGGGUGGGGUCCUUCCUCUGGUCGGAAAAUCAAGAUCCAAGCCAACAAAACCAACCUGUAGCCUCGAGACCAAGGUCGAGAUCACGGCCGCGGUCGCAUUCCCGUUCUUACUCGCCUGAGGAUCGCAGAACGGGCCACGGACAUCACCUUGGCCCUCCUCCGGUCGUCUCGUCCCCGUCCCCCAUCUCGUCACCAGAACCGCCUCAAUCUGGCCCGGUUCAGGGGCAAGGACGCAUGGGGCGGCCGCUUCCACGAGCUCGACCUUCGUUGGAGAGUAUCCAACAGUUAUACACUCAUCAUCCUUCGCAUGGCCAUCAAGGUCACUUGGACCCGCAUUUGGAAGACAAACCGACUCCACAAGAAGUUACCAUAACGCACUCGACGCCGUUCGCUCCCCCACCACCCACCUCGUCAGCCUUUUUGGCCGCUGGAGCUCCUAGUUCUCUCAACACCGGUUUCAGUGGAGGCGGUCCAUUUGGGGGGAGCUCGUUCGUGGGGUCAUCGACUGUAGGGAAGGGCGAUGGCAACAAGACUAACCCGUUCGCAAGUCACUCCUUUGUUCCCGUGGAGGGUGCACCUGGGUUCAAACCUGACGAAUAUGACUGGGAUAAGGGUCACUACGAGGAGCUGGAGAAAGAAUUGGACGGGGCUCCAUCGAAGGGCGGGGAGGUUAGCCGGGGUAGGACGCAGGAGAAGGAGGGCGGUGGAUUCGGUUCGAGGUUCUCGUUUGGUCCAUUCAGGCGGAAGACGAGUGCAGAUAGGGUGCCCUCCAAUACGGUUGGGAGGGGUCGAACGCACACGGAGCCUCCUUCGUCGAAACUCGAAGUUCCUUCUUACGCGACGGUUCGAGGAGGAAAUCCAUCCCCUUCACGCAGAGUACCGGACUUGAUCGAAAGGAAGUUUGCAUCAGUCACGUUGAAGGGCAGGAACGAGGGAACGGAUGUGGUGCUGAAGGAGAAACUGGCCGAGUUGAUUCGGCCACAUCUCCCUCCGUUAUCUCGUCUUCCCAAGACUUGGACUCUACUCUAUUCCCUCGACCAACACGGAAUCUCUCUUAACACCCUCUACAACAACUGCGAGACUCCCGAACGGAACAGGAAGAGAGGGGAGGGUUACAUCGGGAUGGGAGGCGCAGUGCUAGUGGUCAAGGAUAGUUUGGCCUCGGAGAAUCAAGAUGGGGACCUCUUCGGAGCAUUCGUCGCAGAGGGUUUGGGCAAGAAGAGCAAGGGUUUCUUCGGUGGCGGAGAUUCAUUCCUUUGGAAGUACGCCGAUGGCCAGUUGAAGGUCUUCAAGGCCACGGGAAAGAACACCUAUUUUGCCAUAUGCAACAAGGAAUACAUGGCAUUCGGCGGAGGGUCAACGUCGUACGGUCUCUACCUUGACUCUGGGCUCUUCCAAGGAUCGUCUGCGCCGUGUCCAACCUUUGGAAACGAGGUGCUAUGCACCAUCCCGUUUUGCAAAUCUCGUAACGAUGACACGACAUCCUCGUCCUCGUUCCAGCCAACGCUUGCUCCUGGCCUUACCACCAAAUCUACAUUAGCGGUAGGGGAUGAGGUGGACUUUGAGUGUGUUGGUUUGGAGGUGUGGGGUGUCGGCCCUUAG